This is a messenger RNA of Rhodotorula toruloides NP11, 630 nucleotides long. RefSeq names its product Kinase binding protein CGI-121. The transcript is spliced from 4 exons. Gene Ontology annotation, cellular component: EKC/KEOPS complex; nucleus; cytosol. The record is from RefSeq and is a predicted model, not a curated record. The coding region runs from base 1 to 630 and encodes 209 amino acids. Gene Ontology annotation, biological process: telomere maintenance via recombination; tRNA threonylcarbamoyladenosine modification. Lineage: Eukaryota; Fungi; Basidiomycota; Microbotryomycetes; Sporidiobolales; Sporidiobolaceae.
AUGGAGUCUUACCCGCUGCCACACGCUGGCCAGACUGUCCACAUUGCCGUCUGGUCUGUCCGCAACGCCGCACAACUCCGUCACCGGCUCGUCGCUGCAUCGCAACUUCCAGCUGAUGAGGAGGGAGAGCGGGAGAGGGCGGCGGUGGACUUUGCUUUCGUGGAUGCCAAGAUGCUCACCUCUCGACUUCACCUCCUCACGGCAGUCCAGCAGGCUGUUCUCGCUCGAGCAGACGGUGCAUUGAAGACGAAGACGCUGCAUUCGGAAGUAUUGUGGAUGCUAGAGCCGGGCAACAACAUCUCCGACUCGCUCAAACACUUUGGCCUGUCGCCUUCCACGUCUCACCUCGCUCUCGUACACAUCGCGCCGCUGCUAUCAGAAGAAGACGAAGCGAGACAGGCGAACGGAGAGGUCCUGCGAAGAAUGGAGGCGAUAGUUGAGGGCGAGUUGCGGAGCCUGGACGAGCUGGGUCGAUUACCUGACGGCGGGACGGACGAGAAGGCGUUGAGGAAGGUUUACAAGCUCACCCAGGACUUGGCCGUCAGGAACUUAAAACCAGGGUCACAAGAGGCGUCGCAGGUGCUGGAUAGACUGGUCACAAGUACGGUAGCGCUGAAGGUGGCGAUGUAA